Molecule: messenger RNA, 4789 nt
Organism: Vollenhovia emeryi
Lineage: Eukaryota; Metazoa; Arthropoda; Insecta; Hymenoptera; Formicidae
Gene: IA-2
Exons: 19
Coding region: 496-3498 (1000 amino acids)
Biological process (GO): protein dephosphorylation
Cellular component (GO): secretory granule
Molecular function (GO): protein tyrosine phosphatase activity
Source: RefSeq, a predicted model, not a curated record
AUGUAACGCUACGCCUCGUUCAUCAGCAAUCGUCUUUCAUCCGUCGAUUCGAGACGGUGAUUUAUUUUCUCGCAGGCUGUUUCUCUUGAUCGUUGUCGACGACGGUGUUCUCUCUCCUUCCCUUUCAUUAUUUCUCUCCGGCCUCUCUUUCUCUCGCUUUAUCAUUCUACGUCUUCGUUGGCCCAGUACCCGGCGGCGCGUCGCAAUCGAUUUCAAAAUCCGACGACGCACGCCCUGCGCGUCGUCGCCGCCGCCUGUUGUACCUCCUCCUCAUCAUCCUGUCUGCCCUCGCUUUCCAGUCAGUGCCAUCGCUGCGGCGGAACCGGCAGCCGUUCACGGGGACAUGGUCCAGGAGCUCGCAGCCAGGACCGCCAAGUGGUGAUCGUUACCUUCUCUCGCAAAGCAGAACAGUGGCGACGGUGUCUCCCGUGGUGAUGCGCACGAUGUGCCGCAGGGUGUGAAAGAGGCUACGUUGCGUCACGCCCAGGAACAUCUAUGGGCCGUAAACGGUGGUGGCAAGGAGGCUUGGUGGAGCUGCUGGUGCUCUGUAUCCUUCAUCACGCCGUCAUUGCGGCUGACGGCAAUGUCGGAUGUUUAUACAGCGAGGACGUAUGCGAUCCCCAAACGGAAAAGUGUUUCAACGAUCUGGCAUUUGGAAAAUGUAUACCCCGAUACGCGAAUCUAGAAAAUGACGAUUUAUAUCAAUAUAAUCUUGAUAUCGGCGAACUGGAGCUGCUACAAUCGGUGAGACGGCAAUUAAUGAGACUGGAAUCUGAUGGGUACAAAUGGAAACAUCCCUUUACACAAUGUAUUGUGCAAACCUUAUUGCAUAAUCUCCGAUACGGACAAAACAAUCUUCGUGAUUUUCAUAUCUGUGAAUAUUUGAAGAAACCACCCCUCGAUGAACAAAGUGAAUUUAUUGAUGAGAUGGUUCCAGCGGUCGCUUUACUGAGAAUAUCUGCGGACAAUGAAAAUCCUGAGAGUAAUUUGGCCGACGAUCUGUAUCGUCCCAUAGACAUCGAGAACAAUUCUGGAUACAUGAAAUGGCGUAAUAGCGAGAGCGAUCGGGCUUCGAUCAUUGAUGAGAAAUACAACAAUGUGUACGGAAAAUCACUGAACGAUAUGCGCGAGCAAUUUUAUCCGCCCAGAACACGCCGGUUCAGCUUCGAUGAUUAUAAAAACGAUGUUACCGAGUCACUUGAGGAUACUUUGAGAGACGAGACAUCGAGGUCCGGGGAUGACUAUGAAAAUACUUAUGACACACAACUUUUGUCCGCCGAUGAUCUUGAAUUCUUACAGAACGAAAAGUCGCCAGAUUACACAUUGUUGAAGCCCUCCGACGACGACGACGACGACGACGAGACAAGUGAGAGGGAAUACGAGAGAGUAUUCUCUAGGAAGUAUAAGCAUCGAAAGAAACCACCGCUCCUCGAGUUUUCCAGCGAUGCUGAUGCGAAAAAGACAGAGAUCGAACGUGACGAAGAUCUCAAUUAUGAGAAUGGCGAAAUUGAUGAAGAGAACUCGGGAGAGAUCGAGAGACCCGAUGAGGAUAUUUCUUCGAGGAUACGUAGGAUAUACACCGAGGGAGGAAUCGUACGACCCACGAGAUAUAAAAUUACAUCCGAUGCCAGUGACACUGUGCACGACGAGAUGUAUGACGACGAUUUAGACGCACUUUUAUGGAGACGAGAGUUGGCUGGUUUUAAGCGCAGGGAACGGCUAGACGUUAAAAAACCUGGACCGCCGUUUUCGACGAAUAAUUACGCAUUUAAAACUCAAUCUCCAGCUAUUCUCCUUGACAAAAACUAUUCCGAGACAAAUAAUCAGGACAAUAAUGAAGUAUAUGCACCAUUGACUAAGAAGGAACUACACACAAGCGAUAAUACGUACAAAACGAGCAAUGGUGAUCCAGAAACUUACAAAAAUGUCGACUUAGAUUCCGUCUACAUCGUGUUUGCGCAGAAGUUUCAUAACUGGGAUAAAGGAAAACACGUGGUUGCUAAGGUUGAAGAACUCCUAGAAUUGCCUCCCGAAACGUUAAAAAAUGUACGAGUGGGCUACGCAGAAGUAACGUUCACAGUUACUCCAAAUGAGAAAAACUACAAUGCAACCGACGUUGUUAACAACAUUGAUAACAUUCGUGGGAAAUUACAAAACGCGCUAGGAAUUGAAGUUAUUCGAGCGGGUAUAGGUGAUAAGGUUAAAUUACCAGCUACUCUAGAAGUAGUCAGAGAGAGGGAGAUGAGUUCCAGUUUUAUCGGUGCAUUGGUAGCUGGUGGAGUUGCGGCUGCGAUCACAGCUGCAAUAGUCACGCUGAUAAUUGCGCGGCGCCACGCGAAAUACCGAGCGAAGCUUGCCGGGCUAGCUACUCCGGAUCCAGAAGCGUCCAAGGACUAUCAGGAUCUAUGCAGAGCGAGAAUGCAGGCGAAACAGCCGAAUGAGAAGUUGGAGUCGCCGCGUAUCACAAGCCUGUCGCGCGAAAACGAAUCCAAUCUGCCUUCCAAUCGCUCCAGUACAUCCUCCUGGGGCGAGGAACCUGCUCUUUCCAAUAUGGACAUAUCGACCGGUCAUAUGGUUCUCAGUUAUAUGGAGGAUCACCUAAAAAACAAGGAUCGCCUGGAUCAAGAAUGGGCGGCAUUGUGCGCCUACGAAGCCGAACCAUCGUCCACGGAGAUCGCGGAGAGGGAUGCGAAUAUCAAGCAGAAUCGUCCCGGCGCGGCACUUCCCUACGAUCACUCUCGAAUAGUCUUGAACGAUCUCGCAAACGCCAAUAAUUCCGACUACAUAAAUGCUUCCACGAUUAAGUCGACGGAUCACGAUCCCCGAAAUCCGGCUUACAUAGCCACGCAAGGGCCGUUACCGCAGACUACGUCUGACUUCUGGCAACUGGUUUGGGAACAAGGCAGCGUGGUGAUUGUGAUGCUGACACGACUUACUGAGGAAGGCCAUGCCAUGUGUCAUCGUUACUGGCCCGAAGAAGGAUCGGAGCUUUAUCACAUCUACGAGGUACACCUGGUGUCGGAGCACUUUUGGUGUGAUGAUUAUCUAGUGCGGUCUUUCUACCUGAAAAAUCUGCGCACUUGUGAGACUCGUACCGUCACGCAAUUCCACUUCCUCUCCUGGCCGGAGAACAGCGUACCGUAUUCCACAAAGGCUCUGCUCGAGUUUCGUAGGAAAGUUAAUAAAUCGUAUCGCGGUAGGUCAUGCCCGAUAGUCGUGCAUUGCAGUGAUGGAGCUGGACGAACCGGUACUUACUGCUUGAUCGAUAUGGUUCUAAAUCGUAUGACGAAGGGAGCGAAGGAAAUCGAUAUCGCCGCUACUCUGGAGCAUAUUAGAGAUCAAAGACCAGACAUGGUUGCUACGAAACAACAGUUUGAGUUCGUCCUGAUGGCAGUGGCAGAAGAGGUACACGCGAUUCUCAAGGCUUUACCCGUGUCGUCAAAUGAAAAAUCCGUUACGGCUACCGGUUCUUCGCCACCCACGAAAACGGAACAGUGAGGCUAAAGCUGCGACGCAAAUUUAAUCCUAAACGGUAUAAAAUAGGCAAGCUGAUAACACCUUUUCUGAUAGAUUUAACAAGAUUUAAUUCUAGUAGAUUUCAUAGGAAUCUUGUUAUAUCUUCACGUUUAUUUAGUUUAUGAAAGAUUCAAAAGAUUCAAUUGUUUUCCUAAGCGAUUGUUGAAGCUCUGUUCCUCAUGAUUCGGUAACAUUCUUGUAGGAGAAAAUCUGAUUGUGUAUAUCGGCUCUUUUAUACUCUUCAGGGUUAAAAUAAUUGUAAUCGAGAUACGAACGAGGGAUAAAAGGUAUCUAUUCUAUUGAUUUCGAUGUGUCAUAAAAAAAGCUAAAUACUUUCACUAGCUGUUUACUAUGAUGUAUCCUAUUGGAGUAAAGAGUGAAUCAAUCGGUUAUUUCAUUGGAGUUUUCUACACGCUCGGCAUUUCCCGAUUGAGACGCACCUUCGCGUGAUUAGUUUUAGAGUGCACCAGUCGUCGCGAGCUUCUUUCGUAUUCCGAUUCCCCAAAAGAAUGAUAAUCAAUUUAAACUCCUAUGAUGAGAAAUAUGUACCCACAUACAUAUAGUCGGAGAGACAUAUUAAUUUAAAUACCGUUUUAAUUUUAGUACAAUGUGUAAAGAAGAGGAAAGUGAGCGAUAUACUUGUAUAUGAUAAGACAGCUUGAAGUGUACAUACUUUAAACGUGGUACAUGAAUUUUAAUCUUUUCUUUACCGUUAUUCCGUGAGAUGGUACUGUUUUAUUACAUCGACUAAUCGCGUAACGUCCCCUUCCGCUCAUUCAAACGCGGCCUAUUUCAAGGGUCAAGUACCUGUAGACAACAGACAGACAGAUGGACAUAGCUAGGUGUCCGAGGCAAUGUAUCAGUAACUGAACGAUUAUUAUACUGUGCGAUCGAUCGGUGAAACAACGGAACGUUUUAUACUGGUAGAGUCUAACUAGCACCUCGAUUUAUUAUUAUUAAACGCGGCCGUUUGAGAUCGAAGUUUAAUUUGUUUGAUAUAAAGAUUAUAUUCAGUAUAUCAUGGACUGACGACCAGACUGGCUGCGUUUAGCACUAAAUAUGCGAUGUGAAUACGGGUUGGGAUUUUUGUCUGCCGUGGGACAAAAUAUAUUGUUUUUUGUGGACAAAAGUCUAGGAAAUAUUUAUAUAUAAAAUCAUCUCUAUCGGGAAUUUUAUCGGAUUUCAAUAUCUAAUUAGAACUGUAUCGUACCCCAUACAGCACCAAAGCUUUCAGAAACAUUUCAGAAAACAUUACUGCAAUGUUACAAUGUUU